CAACAUCCCAGGAAUCCUCCCUCCCCUCCCGCACUCCAGGACAAUUCGUGUCUGCGCAGGGGCUCUCUAUCGGCCUGAAUGAUUCAAUAUGGCUGACCUAUCACCCGGCCAUGUGGUCACUUUGACUGACGGUCGGCAGGCCACCGUUCGGUUCGUUGGGACAACACAUUUCGCUGUGGGCGAGUGGAUUGGCAUUGAAUUGGAUGAUGCAACGGGCAAAAACGAUGGCGCUGUUCAGGGAGAGCGAUACUUUGACUGCGAGCCUGGAUUUGGCAUGUUCGUCCGACCAACUGCUAUCGCCGCAGUCGUUGAGCAGCCCGCACGACCGGCCAAGCCAGCUGCUCCUAAGGGGAAUACCAACCCGCCAGCCAACAGAAGUCGCGCCCAGAGUGGUGUUAUGACGGGGAGUUCCGGUAUCAAGCGGCCAACGUCUAUGUCGGCGGCGAAUACCAAGAGACAUAGCGCUGGUGCUGCGAGUCCGACCGCGGCCCUGAGAAAUGCCGCACAGCGCUUGUCAACAAAGUCUCCUACAAAGUCGCCGACUAAACCAACCUCCGCCCCUCUCUCGAACAGAUCUUCCGCAAGCAGCACACCCCGGCCGUCCGCGGUGACACCUAAGACUCGGCCAUCCGUCAGCUCCAAGACUUCGAUGGGCCCUCCACCGCCUCUGUCAGCCGCCCCUCGCACAUCGCGGCCUUCGAUAUCUACCCCGACAAGCAGAGCAGGCAGACCGAGUAUCCAGGCUACUGCGUCGGCGCCCUCGGGGUUGUCUAAGCGCCCCGUCCUGCGGCCAACGGGUUCAAACAGAACCUCGGAAGAUACAGAAAGUGGAGCGAGCCCUCGAUCGGAGGAAUUUGAGACGAGUCCUCACGAUGUCGAGGAACAAGUCUCCGAGGACGUGGACUUAGCUCCCAGGGCCCCAAGAGCUACACCAAGCUCAGUGCGAGCAGGGACCACCGGCCAACGACCGCAGCCAACUCCCUCGCAUCGCCCGUCUUUGAGUGGGAAUGGGGUGGCGAGGGAGCUUGAGGAACUGAAAACCAAACUGCGCGUGAUGGAAAAGAAACGGACCGAUGACCGAGAGAAGCUGAAGACCCUGGAACAACUGCAGUCGGAACGAGACAAGUUCGAAGCAAUUAUCCAAAAGUUGCAAGCGAAGUAUCAGCCGCAGCAGCUCGAAAUCACCGAGCUACGGAAAAAGUUGAAAGACUCAGAAGCGAGACUCGAGGAAGUCGAAAGACUCCAGGCGGAGCAUGAUUCGCUCAUGGAAAUGGCCACUCUGGACCGAGAAAUGGCAGAAGAGACAUCGGAUGUCUACAAACAUGAGUGCGAGACCUUGAGGUUGAGGGUUGAAGAGCUUGAACUGGAAGCCGAGGUUCUGCGAGAAGAGAACGAGGAGCUCGGUCAGGUCAUGAGUCCUGAGGAGAAGUCGAGUCAUGGAUGGCUGCAGAUGGAAAAGACAAAUGAGCGUCUCCGAGAGGCGCUGAUCCGUCUCCGUGACAUGACCCAGCAGCAGGAAUCGGAGCUCAGGGACCAAGUCAAAGAACUUCAGCAGGAUCUGGAGGAUUAUGCUGCCAUCAAAUCGAAAUACGAAUCUACGAAAGAGAAAUUGCUUGUCUCGGAGAAUAAUGUGGAAGAGCUCAAGCAGCAGCUGGAGACCGCACUGGGGGCCGAAGAAAUGAUCGAGGAGCUUGCAGACAAGAACAUGCGGUAUCAGGAGGAUAUCAACGAACUGAAGGCCGCGAUCGAGGACUUGGAGGCUCUCAAAGAAAUUAACGACGAACUUGAAUAUAAUCACAUAGAGACGGAGAAACAGCUGCAGGAGGAGAUCGACUACCGGGAAGGCCUCUUCAACGAACAGAGCCGGAGGAUCGCUCAGCAAGACGAAGUCAUUGAUGACCUGGAAUACACUCUAGUCCGCUUUCGAGAGCUGGUCUCUAACCUGCAAGGCGACUUGGAGGACAUGCGAGCAUCACAACAGAUUUCCGAAGCGGAGGCUACUGAUCUCUCAUCCCGCUCGCGGACCAUGAUGGAUCUCAAUCUGAAACUCCAGGCCUCUGUUGCGAAGGCGCAGACCAAGACAAUCGAUAUCGAACUCAGCCGUAUGGAUGCAGAGGAAGCAGCACAGCACUUGUCCAUCACAAAGUUGUAUCUUCCCGAGUACUUUGAGAGCGAGCGAAAUGCCGUUCUUGCGCUUCUCCGCUUCAAGCGCGUUAGCUUCAAGGCGACCUUGAUGACCAACACUUUCCGUGAAAAGGUUUCAGAACAGGCAUCUGUAUCUACGCCUCUGGAGGAUCUCUUCAUUGCCCACGAUGUCAUGGAGAAGCUGUUAUGGAUUGCUUCUCUCUGCGACCGGUUUGUGAACUACAUCACCAACUGCUCUGUAGAAGGAUUUGAAAGCAUCAAAGGAGCAUUGAUUGAGAUGGAGCCGGUCGAGCGCACAUUGAAUUUCUGGUUGGAAUGUUUGAAAAAGAACGAGGUGAACAUGAAGAAGUGUUCUGUCGAAUUGCAGCGAUCCAUCGCACUUCUAUCUCAUCUAGCCGAGACUCUUCUUCCAGCCUCCUUGGAAACUUUUGCCGAUGAACUGUGCAUGCGCUCAAUGCUGGCCCAUUCCUACAUUGACCAUGCUGCGUCCGCAAUAUCUCGUCUCAAGUCGUUGUUUCAGUCGAAACUUGCGGUUCCGGAAGGUGACGAGGAGCACACAUUCUUGUACAACAAGAUGGAAGGCCUCGUCUCUCAGGCUCGCGGCCUCAAGGUUGCAAUGGGGAAAAUCAACCGGGCUCUCGAGGACCUUCGCUCGAGAUCCCUUGCACUCUCACAGGACGUUGUCGGACCAUUCAAGCAGGCUGAAGAGGCCGCCAAGGACUUGUCUGAUCUGACUCGCCAGAUUGGAGAGAACAUCGUCUUUCUUGUCAUCGAUGAAAGCCGCACGGAACCUCUGACUUUGGACGAAGUAUUGAACACCAUGUCUCAGAUCUCCACCCUCUAUGCUCAGCCUUCGGAGACGGGCAGCGAAAGUAGUGACACGAUGUCUCUUAUUGGAAACAGACUUCGCAGCUUGGGCGGUCUCCUAGAGGAGCUUGACUCUAUCGCAUCUGACUUGUCAAUCACGACCGAAUUCGAGAAACGCCCUUCUCCUUGGCUUGUCCGAGCCGAGGAGCUGAAGUCUAACAAGACAAACUCGCCUGAUGCCGAUGAAGAGAUUCGCCGCCUUAAAAACGAGAUUCACGAAGCAUCGACCGCACUGGGCGUCAAGGAUAAGACCAUCGAGGAGCAAGCCAUCAAGGUAGAGCUCGUCGAGUCUCGGAUGCGUGAAGCAAGCAAAAAGGCAUCUAUGGUCAAGGAUCUGGAAGCCGAGAUCGAAAAAAUACGAACGCGAGAGUCAGAGCUGGAGGGAACCGUGCACAAGCAGCGCAAGGACCUGGAAGCGCUCGAAGCGGAGCGAGACGACAUCAAAAACCGACUCGAAAAAGUCAAACGCAUUUCCGGCACAACUGGAGCCACAGCAACAGAAGGGGUUGUCGUCGACGUUGGCGUUUCACUGGCCACGAUGCGGGAGAACGAAGCCCUCCGAGCCGAAGUCGAGAGCCUUCAAGCCGCUGUACGCUAUCUCCGCGAAGAAAACCGCCGCGCCAACAUGCUCGACCCAUUCUCCGUGCAACGCUCCGCGGAGAUGUACUCCUGGCUCGACGUACCUCUCACCGAAGCCCACGCAAUCCCCCAGCAAGAAAAGAUCCAAUAUACCGCCUCCGAAAGCCGCGAAGUCUUCACCCAUCUCCUAAAGCUAACCAAAGACUCCAACAUCUGCGAUCUCAAAUCCACCAUGACGACCCAAGAAAACGGCAACCGCGUCGGCUGGCGACCCUCCAAGACCAAACUCCGCUACCAGGUCCUCAAACAACGAGAGAACUUCGAACGCUGGGCCGAGUGGCGCGACGAGAUCAUCAGCCACGAACGCGAACAAGACCGAGUCGCCACCGCCAAAAAAGAACGACUGACUCGUGCCCGCGCUCGCGGCCAUAUGCCGCGCAAUUCCGCCUACGGUGCUGAUUUCCCCCUGGGCGUGGGCCAUAGUAUGAUGGGUCGGGCAUGGCAGAUCAUCGGAAUGGAGCAUGAGGGCCGUAAAGCCGCUGCUGAUCGUCCGAUCGAACCGUCGUUGGCGCCGUCGUUCUAAGCCCAUCAAGCUUGUAGCCGACAAGCAGCAGCAACAACAAACAAGUAUAUGUGUGAUUUGUGUAUGGAUCUGGACAUAGAACCAGGGGGGGAUGAAUGACUACAUCAGAUGCCUUUUCGUUGUCUUUGAAUUGAUUGCAUUUGAUUGAUACCUAUUUUGCUAUACGGAGGAGUACCAAUAUCAGCCCUAUUUUCAUUUUGUUAUUCAUCUUCAAUUCUCUCAAGUGCAUUAUACAUUUUGUUCCUUGCUAUGUACUUGGAUGUAAAUAGUGAUAACUAUCUAAUGUAAAUGUCUACCGUGAAAAUAAAUCAAUCAACCGCUCAAUGAAAGCCCCCCCAAUACGGGUGGGCAACAGACAGAUGCAAUGAGGGAAAAAACA
This is a messenger RNA of Aspergillus ibericus CBS 121593, 4553 nucleotides long. Its product is annotated as putative dynactin. The transcript is spliced from 2 exons. NCBI's taxonomy places the organism in Eukaryota, Fungi, Ascomycota, Eurotiomycetes, Eurotiales, Aspergillaceae. The coding region runs from base 89 to 4174 and encodes 1361 amino acids. The record is from RefSeq and is a predicted model, not a curated record.